Xenia sp. Carnegie-2017 is the source of this 645-nucleotide messenger RNA. RefSeq lists its product as uncharacterized. The transcript is spliced from 2 exons. Gene Ontology annotation, molecular function: ubiquitin-protein transferase activity. The record is from RefSeq and is a predicted model, not a curated record. Bases 1 to 645 code for a protein of 214 amino acids. Lineage: Eukaryota; Metazoa; Cnidaria; Anthozoa; Malacalcyonacea; Xeniidae.
AUGUGUUUUAUGUCAUAUUUGAACAGCCUUGGCAAAGACGAAGCUCCUGGAACUGCAUUGAACGAUAUUUUAACUCAGUACAGAGAUGAAGCUUCGAUUUUAGAUACAUCAUUCUCUGGUGCAAAUCGUCAUGUUAUUGCCCAGCGAAUCAUGUUACAUGCUGUCAUUACCCAUAGAAAAUCAGAGAUGCAAGAUCUAGCUGAUGGAAUGAAUGAGUUUGGACUGGUUGAUUUCCUGAAGAAACACAGAGAUAUUGUUCAACCACAACUUUUUCCACAAUCAACUUCUUCUCUUAUUAAUAAAAACAACUUAAAAGGAAUUAUUGAAAUUGAAGAAGAAGAAGAAGACCUUCAUUGUAAUCAACUGAUGUUGUUUUUGAAACAAUACAUUGAUCUAAUUGAUGGGACAACUAGUGGGGCAAAUCGUAAAGAUCUGUUGUCUUUUUGGACUGGGUGUGAUUUAUUGCCUGCAAAUGGUGCAAUCCUGCAUCUCAAAGUUGACAGAACAAAAGAUCGUAAUUUGCUGCCAGAAAGAACAACUUGUUUUCAUUUGUUUGUUCUUCCAUGUUAUGAAAACUUCGAUGAACUGAAAGCAAAACUGGAUAGAGCUUUGCAAUUUGGUUUAAGAGGGUUUACCAAUAUUUGA